This is a messenger RNA of Labeo rohita (rohu), 566 nucleotides long. Its product is annotated as epidermal differentiation-specific protein-like. Gene Ontology annotation, biological process: lens development in camera-type eye; visual perception. The record is from RefSeq and is a predicted model, not a curated record. Gene Ontology annotation, molecular function: structural constituent of eye lens. Bases 54 to 566 code for a protein of 170 amino acids. NCBI's taxonomy places the organism in Eukaryota, Metazoa, Chordata, Actinopteri, Cypriniformes, Cyprinidae. The transcript is spliced from 2 exons.
UAAAGAAGCACUUGCAAUCUUCAGCCUCCAAUCUGCUCCAGCGAUUGUUCAAAAUGAGCAAGAUUGUUGUUUUUACAGAAGAGGGCUUCAGGGGCAGAACAGCUGAAUUCAAGAAUAAUGUCUGCAACUUAGAAGAAAAGGGCUUCAGCGAUGUCAUUUCAUCUCUUAAAGUUAUUGGCGCACCAUGGGUAGCAUAUUACGACAAGAAUUUUGCUGGAAAGCAACGGGUGUUUCAAGAAGGAGAGUAUGCUACUCUUGAUGACAAGGGAAUGUUUUCUUCCCUCAAGAUCAUCACAGAUGACCUGGACAACCCUGAAAUCCAGCUGUUUGAGGACGUGAACUAUCAAGGAAGAAGCGGAUGCCAAGAAACCUGUCUUCACGACAUUACUUUCAGUGAUGUUGCUUCCUCCCACAAAGUGAAAGGUGGUGUCUGGGUGCUCUAUGAGCACGUCAAUCGUCAGGGUGCCCAGCUUGUGUCUUUCCCUGGGGAUGAAGUUCCCAGCUAUUUCCCGCUCUCCUUCAAUGAUGUGGCCAGCCAUGUGCAUCCCUUGCUGCCGAAGCCAUAG